This is a messenger RNA of Plectropomus leopardus (leopard coralgrouper), 473 nucleotides long. The record is from RefSeq and is a predicted model, not a curated record. NCBI's taxonomy places the organism in Eukaryota, Metazoa, Chordata, Actinopteri, Perciformes, Serranidae.
AUUCCACUACUGCUUUUACUACUACCAACAGUAAUAAUAAUGUUCUUCUGUCCUGUAGACAAUGUGUUUGGUUGCCAUCUGGCCACAUUAUGUGCACAAGAGAGGACCACUGUUCCUAGUUUUGUGGAGAAAUGUGUGAAAGCAGUGGAAAAGAGAGGUUUAGACAUCGAUGGGCUCUACAGAGUGAGCGGCAACCUCGCUGUCAUUCAGAAACUUCGCUUCAAGGCCGAUCACGAGGAGCUGGACCUCGAGGACGGACAGUGGGAGGACGUUCAUGUCAUCACCGGAGCGCUGAAGUUGUUUUUCCGAGAGCUUCCCGAGCCGCUUUUCCCAUACAGCCACUUUAAUAAGUUCAUCACCGCCAUCAGAAUUCCAGAUUACAACACAAAACUGUCCUGCAUGUAUGAGCUGGUCAGAUCACUUCCUCCUGCAAAUCAUGACACCAUGAAACUCCUUUUUGGGCAUUUACGCAG